Chelonus insularis is the source of this 423-nucleotide messenger RNA. RefSeq lists its product as uncharacterized. The record is from RefSeq and is a predicted model, not a curated record. The coding region runs from base 1 to 423 and encodes 140 amino acids. The transcript has a single exon. NCBI's taxonomy places the organism in Eukaryota, Metazoa, Arthropoda, Insecta, Hymenoptera, Braconidae.
AUGAAUGAAGCUGUAGAUAUUGUUAAACGUGUUGCCAAAUCCGUACUCAACUCUGGAAAAAAUAUUACAAUGGACAACUGGUUCAAUACCAUUUCCCUUAUUAAAGACUUAAGUAAUAACCAUAAAAUUACAAUAGUUGAUACAUUACGAAAAAAUAAGCGUAAGUUACCUUUAGAAUUUAUCAAUAUUAAGAACAGAAUAGUCUACAGCAGUUUAUUUGGCUUUCACGAUGUGUUAACGGUUGUAUCCUAUGUGCCAAAAGCGGAUAAAAAUGUUCUUAUGGGUUCAUCAAUGCAUUUGAAAGAUGAGAUUAAUAAAAACUGUGCCAAAAAGAAGCCAGGGAUUAUUAAUUUUUAUAAUCUUAUCAAGGAUGGUGUUGAUGUGGCUGACAAACUUAAAUCAGCCUAUCGUGUGUCAAGAUGA